AUGAGGACUACAACUUGUUCCCUUCUGAUCUUCAUCUCCCUUCUCCAGCUGACUGUCCUAGUGACUACUGAGGGGAAACCGAUUGAGGAAUUUCACAGCCAUCGAGAUGACUCUCCUAAGGCUUUCUCCUGUACUACUGUCAAGGCUACAGGCACACUGGCGUCCUGUCCUGCUGGGAUGAUUGCUACUGGCUGUGCGUGUGGCUUUGCCUGUGGAUCUUGGAAUAUCCAGAAUGAAAACAUUUGCCACUGCCUGUGUCCAAUCAUAGACUGGACCCUUGCCCGCUGCUGCCGACUGGGCUAA
Psammomys obesus (fat sand rat) is the source of this 303-nucleotide messenger RNA. RefSeq names its product resistin-like alpha. Lineage: Eukaryota; Metazoa; Chordata; Mammalia; Rodentia; Muridae. Bases 1 to 303 code for a protein of 100 amino acids. The record is from RefSeq and is a predicted model, not a curated record. Gene Ontology annotation, cellular component: extracellular region. The transcript has 3 exons. Gene Ontology annotation, molecular function: hormone activity.